GCUGUGUCCUGUCAUUAGGUUUGUCGCGAUUGGUCGGUGAGGAAGUAUGCAACGCUCUGUACCUUUACUGGUUGCAGUUUCGGGUCUGCUGCACCUAGCCUUGCUGCCCGAUAUCACCACGGAAACACCACCAUCACGGUUCCGAGUGACAGAUGGCGUAUCGACGCCCCCUUCUCUAGACAUGGUGUCCUGGUCACUCGGAAGCAUCAGCGACGCCAGCCGUCGGUUUAUACGCCAGUUGGAGUUGGCGGCCCGUAAUGGCACGGCACGACUGCUCGGCUUCCUAAGGCCGGGCGAGGGUUACCAGGAGGACCAGGAGUGCACGAGCCCGCGCGGCAAGAAAGGCCGCUGUCGGCAUCUGAGGUACUGUCUGUUCGGGGAGCACCGCACCUUGCACGCACUCCUCGACUACGCAUGCGUCAUUGAAGGCCGGUAUGUUGGCGUGUGUUGCCCAGAGGGUCAGGAGGAGAGUGUUAUUGGUAACGCUGACGGUGGUCUCCCUGGCUCAGAGGCCGCAGGUCAACUGCCUGCCAUCGACCCGGGUUUGCCUCCUAGCAGUCUAGGGGUCUUCUCCUCAACACCAACCCCUGGCUCACCCCCACCUCAGGUCAGAGGUUGCGGUGUGAGCACUGUGGCCCGCGUACGCAUUGUGGAUGGUCAACCGGCAGAGCCCAAGGAGUGGCCGUGGAUGGUCGCACUGCUGAGAGACAGGGACCGCCAUUUCUGUGGCGGGGUACUCAUCACGGACCUACACGUGCUCACCGCGGCUCACUGCCUCCACAGAAUGACUGCAAAGGAUAUAAGAGUUCGUCUGGGUGAAUAUGACUUUACUCGUUCCAAUGAGACGCGAGUUCAGAACUUUGAGGUAGUGGACAUUCGUGUACAUUUGAAUUUUUCAUUUGAAACAUAUGAAAAUGAUAUUGCAAUUCUGAAGAUGGAUCGGCAGACAGCCUUCAACUCUUACAUCUGGCCAGUGUGCCUUCCUCCUCCCGGCCCAGAUUUCGAGAAUAUGACAGCCAUUGUGACAGGAUGGGGCACCGUGUCCUACGGGGGUCCAACCAGCCCUGUGCUUAUGGAGGUGGCAGUGCCCGUGUGGAACCAGGGGCGCUGCACUUCCCGAUACACGCAGCCAAUCAUGGACACGGCCCUCUGUGCGGCUGCCUACGAGGGGGGGAAGGAUUCCUGCCAGGGGGACUCUGGAGGUCCGCUGAUGCUGCAACUUGAGAGCGGGCGCUGGGCUGCUGUGGGUAUCGUGUCAUGGGGGAUCCGCUGCGGGGAGCCCAACACUCCGGGCAUCUACACACGCGUCAACCGCUACCUGCAGUGGAUAGUUGAGAACGCGGUCUUCUGAGCAGCUGAACAAGAUGGCAGAGACACUCGACAGGACUUCACUUUGCUAUAUUUACUUUCAAGUUAUUGCGUAAUACACAGAAUGAAAACUGUGAUGAUGGUUUAUGCCGAAGUUAGGGGAGACAAUCCUUCCAAGGAAUGCCAUUUCUUGAUACCAUAGCCACCACCACAAACAGAUUCCUGUAACCUCUGGUAAGUCCAGAGGACAAUAAUAUAAAAUAAUGACACGUAAAUCAAUACGGGGAUUCAUUUAAAACUGAACCUUAAAGGAAAAUAUCGCAUUUUUAUCUCGAUGAACAUAAAACAUAAAUUAAUGUUCAUAAACCAUGCUGUGAAGUGUCCUCCAUUGUUUUGAAAACAUGCAUCAGGCUCUUAGACCAUUGUUCACAAUUGCAAACUGAAAAUGAAAAACAGAGUUUUCAACAUUUUCUGUAAGGAUACAGUUCUAAACAAAUCACUCUGUAUAAUUCAUAUUAAUGUGAUGCAUAUGUAGCACAACGUGGCACUGAUGACUGCAACAAUUUUGAGGAAGAGUCAGUUGUAUUUCAGGGGUCAAUGUAAGGAGCAGAUUUGUUCGCCGACAGGGCGCAGUAUAUAAACAGUCGGACAGGCAAAUAUAUGCAUACUGUGAAAAAUGUUUGAUGAGUCACUAGGGAUUCGGUGUUUGUUAAACACGGAUAGGGCUAAGGAAUGAUAAUAUGUCAGCCAUACUGGUAACAAAAAUAUAGCCUUCUGGUCUCUAUAGAUAUGAAGCUGCUUGUAUUCCAACAAGAAAAUAAUCUAAUUUUGCACGCACGCACACACACACACACACACACACAAAAAAAAGGAAAAUUAUCCUGUUGCAGUGAUCUGAAUAACAAAAUUUGCUGAGCUCUGUUGCGAGGCUGAAGGUGUUAUCUGUUGCUAGGCAACAGACAAUAACGUGAAGUGCAUCUCAGACAAGACAAAAUGGUUAUGUGUCGAGAAAUGGACAGGAGUCCCUUGGGACCACACAAUUCAUUUUAUUAUUCAAGAAGAGAGCGUCCUUACAGGCUGGAUAACCAAUGGCCUUGCUUGCGAUGUCCUCAGGCACUUAGCACUCAUGAAUAGGUGAGCUGAUUAAGUAACACAGCAAUUUAAUUUUUAAUGUUCAAAUUUAUUUUCAUGUAAUUUUUAAUUCAGUAACGAAUAAAAUAAUUUCCUUGUU
Messenger RNA from Cryptotermes secundus, 2539 nucleotides. RefSeq names its product proclotting enzyme. Gene Ontology annotation, molecular function: serine-type endopeptidase activity. Gene Ontology annotation, biological process: proteolysis. Bases 47 to 1351 code for a protein of 434 amino acids. NCBI's taxonomy places the organism in Eukaryota, Metazoa, Arthropoda, Insecta, Blattodea, Kalotermitidae. The transcript is spliced from 8 exons. The record is from RefSeq and is a predicted model, not a curated record.